Messenger RNA from Olea europaea var. sylvestris, 420 nucleotides. RefSeq lists its product as uncharacterized. The transcript is spliced from 2 exons. Lineage: Eukaryota; Viridiplantae; Streptophyta; Magnoliopsida; Lamiales; Oleaceae. The record is from RefSeq and is a predicted model, not a curated record. The coding region runs from base 1 to 420 and encodes 139 amino acids.
AUGGUUGAUCCAAGGGAAAAUGUAAGUGCAAUCUUGCUGAAGAGUGGCAAGAAAGUUGAAAUUUCAAGGGGAACCCCUACAUCAUUGGAGCAAGAAAAGAAGAAAGAUGUCCUUGAAGAAAAGAGUGUUCCCAAUGACAAUGGCGUACCUAAGCCCAAGUUUUCACCCAUUUCUGCGUAUGAACCGGCACCUCCUUUCCCUCAAGCUUUAGUAGAACCCAGGAAAGAUGAACAUAAUCAUGAACUUUAUGAAGCUUUCCGUAAAUGUAAGAAACUUAAAAGGUGUGAAAAGAUAAACGUAGGAGAAAAUAUUUCUGCAAUCAUUCAAAGAAAUCUCCCUACAAAGUGCAAAGAUCUAGGCAUGUUUAGCAUCCCUUGCACGAUAGGUAACACUAGGUUUGAAAAGACCAUGUUAGACUGA